Molecule: messenger RNA, 1043 nt
Organism: Nezara viridula (southern green stink bug)
Lineage: Eukaryota; Metazoa; Arthropoda; Insecta; Hemiptera; Pentatomidae
Source: the annotation of a GenBank genome assembly
CCGGAUGUAUAAAAUGAAAAUGCCAACCUAAGAGUUCCAACCCCUCCUCUACUCCCCUCAAACAUGUUACUAUUAAAAUUUAGUUUGUAAUCGUUAAGAAUCUUUCCAGAUACGUCAGAACAUUUUGCACAAGCGAGAUCUCUGUGAAAGUGUAAUAAAUCCUUAAUAAAGGGAACGAGUGGUAAGAAGGACCGAGGAAAGAACGAGUUAAAAACAAAGCACUUCAACUAUUAUCGAUGUUGCCUAAUCGAAAUGACGGCGAAGACAGAUGACAAAGCCAGAGGUAGGCUGAGGUCAUCGCUUAAGCCGCUUGUUCCCAAUAUGGCUACAAGGUAUUUUGCGGAUGCAGAUAAGCCUGACCCAUUUUCAUCCAUUUCCAUUUCGAUUGUUUAAAAGAAAAGUUGGGACUUUAAUUCACGUAUUUUUUUUUUUUUUUUUUUAAUUUGUGACACAUUUUCCGUAACCGAUACAUCACUUGGUUCAUUUGACAUGAAGUACACGCCUCGAAAUUCGAAAAUUGCUAGUAAUCCAUAAUCGCAAAUGUCAUAAAACAGUUUUGUGAGCUCUCAUUUGAAUCUUGCCUUAUGAAACUGCAGACACGUCAGAAAAUAUAAUUAAUGAAAUUACAUUUCUUCAUCUAUGCUAGAAGUGAAUAAUAUUUUAUUUUCUGUGCAAAUGGUUUAAAACUACAGACUAACGGAUGUCUUUUAUAAAUGUUGAUGACCUCGAGUCGGAUGGACCUGUUGAAAGAGGGCCGAAGACACAGUCAGAUAGUGGUCGUACAGAGAGGAAAGGACAGUGACCUUUGGCUUGUUAAAGAGAGAAAAACCACCGCCGCGGCUCUCAAAUCUACUCCAGUCUCAGCUAGCUCAAGGGUGUGUGUGUGUGUGUGUGCGUGUGUGUCGAGGUCGUGUUCGCUCUUGAGAAUCGAUUGCCCAGCGAAGGCCACUGUAUACCUUGGUUUUACGUUCCGUAUCGCUGGAAUAAGAAGGUGCAGGACGUACGGAAAUCCAACUUAUCAAAUCACGCAAAAAAGUGUUUAA